Molecule: messenger RNA, 2031 nt
Organism: Trifolium pratense (red clover)
Lineage: Eukaryota; Viridiplantae; Streptophyta; Magnoliopsida; Fabales; Fabaceae
Exons: 7
Coding region: 201-1895 (564 amino acids)
Molecular function (GO): protein binding
Source: RefSeq, a predicted model, not a curated record
CAAUGUCUCUCACCAUCAGGUCUAAAUUCUGUCUCCCCUGCCCCUCUUCCAAAAUCUCUAUCACAUCUAUUUUUCUAUCCCCUUAAUCCUUACUUUUUUUCUAAAAGGGCAGUGCUACUUUUUUUUCUGAAAGUAAAUAUAGCUAGCUUAUAUUAGACACCAUCAAUGUAGUAUAAUGUGUGAGCAUUUCAUUCCACAAUAUGGUACUCUCUUUUAAGUCUCAUAACUUAGGAAAACAAACAAUGACUAAGAAUUAUUUUAUGUUACUUUUUACUUUUGUUGUCCUACUUGGUUUGUUAUCUCCAACUUCAGCUACACCACCACCUGCAAAAAUUGUUACUGGAGUUGUUUCAAAUGUUGUUUCUACUCUUUUUAAAUGGAUAUGGUCACAAAAAUCCAAACCAAAAGUACCACCAGUGCAACAUAGUCGAUCCAUGGUGAAAUUUGAGAGUGGUUACAAUGUGGAGACAAUAUUUGAUGGAAGUAAGCUUGGAAUUGAGCCAUAUUCAAUUGAAAUAUCUCCAGAUGGUGAAUUUCUGAUUCUGGAUUCUGAGAGCAGUAACAUCUAUAAGCUUUCAAGCCCAAUGUCAAGAUAUAGCAAACCAAAACUGCUUGCUGGAUCUUCUGAGGGGUAUAUUGGUCAUAUAGAUGGAAGGCCUAAAGAUGCAAGACUGAACCACCCUAAAGGGAUUACAGUGGAUGAUAGUGGCAAUAUUUACAUUGCAGACACACUGAAUAUGGCUAUUAGAAAGAUCAGUGAUGAAGGGGUAACUACCAUUGCAGGUGGAGGAAAAAGGGGCCAAGUAGGAGGCCAUGUUGAUGGUCCAAGUGAAGAUGCUAAGUUUUCAAAUGAUUUUGAUGUAGUUUAUGUUAGGACUAGUUGCUCUCUUUUGGUGGUGGAUAGAGGAAACAAUGCAAUUAGAGAAAUACAACUCAAUCAACAUGAUUGCAUGACUAUUACUACUACUACUAAUAGUGAUGAGUAUGAGUUUGACAAUAGUUUCCCCUUAGGAAUAGCUGCACUUGUUUGUGCUGGAUUCUUUGGAUAUAUGUUAGCAUUGCUGAAGAGGAGGGUGAAGGAUAUGUUUUCUUCUUCAGAUGAUUCAAGGGCUCCUAUAAGUACAAAAGGAGCACCAUUUGUAUCACAACAAAGACCUCCACCUAAAUCAGUUAGGCCUCCAUUAAUCCCAAAUGAAGAUGAAUUUGAAAAACAUGAUGAAGGCUUUUUUGUUUCUCUUGGAAGACUUUUAGUCAACUCAAGUUCAACCAUGGGAGAAAUCUUUUUAAGCUUAUUCAUAGGAUCCAAAAGAAAACCGAUUUCAUAUCAUCAAUACCAACAACAACAACAGCAAUAUCAUUAUGCAAAUAGACAUCAUUCAAAUUCAUGGCCAAUGCAAGAAAGUUUUGUGAUUCCGGAUGGAGAUGAACCGCCUCCGAAUAUAGAAACUAAAACACCUACACAAAGAAAAACAUAUCCUUACACGAAUAAAGAAUUGGAAAUGUUGGGAAAAACAAGAGAUAAUAGUCUCUAUGAAGCGAAUAUUUUUCCUCCACCUGUGCAAAUAAAUAGACAACCGGAAAAUACAAUUCCACAACGGAAUCAUGCUUAUAUGAACAUGUUAGAUAAUGGUUACGAUGAACAACAACAACAACAUUAUCAACAACAACAACCGCAACAUCAUUCAAAGGUGCAAAGUCGAUAUUCUUCGACUACUCCAUCGAGUUACUAUGAGAAGAAUUGUGAAACAAAUGAGAUUGUGUUUGGUGCAGUUCAAGAACAUGAUGGAAGGCGUGAAGCUAUGGUUAUAAAGGCUGUAGAUUAUGGUGAUCCAAAAUUUAGUCACCAUAAUAUUCGUCCUAGAUUAAAUUAUGUUGGUUACUCUCAUAAUUAUUGAAUAUUUAUGAUGAUUUUGUAGCAUCAAAUUUCAUGAAGAGAUUGUAGUACUUUUGUUUUAUAUUCUCUAUUGGAGAAUGUUGUAUUAGAACACUUGAAUGAGAAAUUGAAAAUGUUUUCGCAAUUGGGUAUCGAAA